AUGCGGUCUUCCAUUCUGUUGGGUGUUCUCGGCGCGGCCGGUGCCCUGGGGUCCCCCCUUGACAAGCGCGCCUAUGUCACCGACUGGACCGUCGUCACUGUGACCACCACCAUCACCGGUGCUCCCCCGGCCCAGACCUAUGCUCCCGUCCAGGCCGUUCAGAUCUCCCAGCACCUGCGCCGCCCGCCACCACCGCUCCGGCUGCGACGUCCACGAAGGGUGGCAUCAUCGAAAUCGAUCGAGUCUCUGUUCUCCCGCUCCUCGUCGACCUCCACCAGCUCCAGCGCCCCUGCGGCCACUCCCACCGACUACCAGUCUGCCAUUCUGUACAACCACAACGUCCACCGCAGCAACCACUCCGCCAGCUCCCUCGCCUGGUCUGCCGACCUUGAGUCCAGCGCGCACACCCUCGCCUCCCGCUGCGUCUACCAGCACGACACGAGCAUUGCUGGCGGUGGCUAUGGUCAGAACAUCGGAUACGGUGUGUCUGCGGACGAGAUCGGCGUCAUGAUUACCAACCUCAUGUACAACAACGAGAUGGGCUACUACAGCGACCUCUAUGGCGAGGCCACCCCCGACAUGACCAACUUCGACCUGUGGGGUCACUUCAGUCAGAUCGUGUGGAAGGGCACCACCCACGUCGGUUGCGCCACGGUGACCUGCCCCAGCCUCGGCAACGUCGACUCGAGUUCCGCAGUGCCCUUUACUGUCUGCAACUACAGCCCUGCUGGUAACUACGACGGGGAGUAUUCCAGCAAUGUCCUCGCCCCGCUGGGACAUGCUAUGUAUGUUGCCUAA
Molecule: messenger RNA, 798 nt
Organism: Aspergillus terreus NIH2624
Lineage: Eukaryota; Fungi; Ascomycota; Eurotiomycetes; Eurotiales; Aspergillaceae
Product: CAP domain-containing protein
Exons: 4
Coding region: 1-798 (265 amino acids)
Cellular component (GO): extracellular region
Source: RefSeq, a predicted model, not a curated record